CAGCGUUCUACCCCUGCCAGCGUCCUCGCAGGAGCCACCAGGCCUCCAAUCAAGAUGAGUGAUAAGCCAGACAUGUCCGAAGUGGAGAAGUUUGACAGAUCAAAACUGAAGAAAACUAAUACUGAGGAAAAAAACACUCUUCCUUCAAAGGAAACUAUCCAGCAGGAGAAAGAGUGUGACCAAACAUCCUAAAAUGCAGAUUGCUUCUCAAGAGCAAGCUUCAACA
Dipodomys spectabilis (banner-tailed kangaroo rat) is the source of this 226-nucleotide messenger RNA. Its product is annotated as thymosin beta-15A-like. The transcript has a single exon. The record is from RefSeq and is a predicted model, not a curated record. Gene Ontology annotation, molecular function: actin monomer binding. Bases 55 to 192 code for a protein of 45 amino acids. NCBI's taxonomy places the organism in Eukaryota, Metazoa, Chordata, Mammalia, Rodentia, Heteromyidae. Gene Ontology annotation, biological process: regulation of cell migration; actin filament organization. Gene Ontology annotation, cellular component: cytoplasm.